Molecule: messenger RNA, 4890 nt
Organism: Alternaria burnsii
Lineage: Eukaryota; Fungi; Ascomycota; Dothideomycetes; Pleosporales; Pleosporaceae
Product: phosphatidylserine decarboxylase proenzyme
Exons: 10
Coding region: 1-4890 (1629 amino acids)
Biological process (GO): cell division; chromosome segregation; phospholipid biosynthetic process
Cellular component (GO): MIS12/MIND type complex
Molecular function (GO): calcium ion binding; phosphatidylserine decarboxylase activity
Source: RefSeq, a predicted model, not a curated record
AUGCCGCGACCUACAUUUACCAGCAAGCUCUCGCUUCCGCACCGCCUCAAGCACCAGACCAGCUACACCAGCAACCCCAAUUCCACCCCAACCUCUGUCCCCGCCAGCCGUACGGGGAGCCCCAAACUACGCGCCAUGCCCGAGCAGCCAGUACCCGGCCUGGUCUUGAGGGCGAACGUCAUCAAGGGCAGAGACCUCGCUGCAAAGGACCGGAGCGGCACUUCUGAUCCCUACCUUGUCCUCUCUCUCGGUGACGAGAAAUUCACAACUCCUACCAUAAACAAACAGCUGAACCCGGAAUGGAACGAGACGCUCGAACUCCCCAUCCUCGGCGAGCAGAGCCUCCUGCUCGAGGUCGUCUGCUGGGACAAAGACCGCUUUGGCAAGGAUUACAUGGGCGAAUUUGACGUCAUACUCGAGGAGCAAUUCCAGAACGGACUCACGCAGCAGGAGCCACAAUGGUUUCCCCUCAAGUCGCGGCGAUCCGGCAAGAAGAAGUCUGUCGUCUCCGGCGAGAUCCAGAUCCAAUUCUCCCUCAUCGACCCGGUCAACCUCGCCGCCACACCCGAGCAGAUCCUACAGAAGUUCUUCGCCAUCGCAGGGCAAACACCAAGCCCAGACGAAGACGAGGGGGAGCUCCUCAUGCGCGGCGACAGCAACCUUACCGACGCCGAAGAGGAUGAGUCGAGCUCGGACGAGGCACAGGACGAAUCAAAGAAGGCCGAGAAGCGCGAGAAGCGGAGGAAGAAGCUCAAGUUAGCCAGACUGAGGAGAAAGGUCAAAUCCAAGACCGGCUACGAAUACUCUAGCAAUGGCGAUAUAGCUGGUGUUCUCUUCCUCGAGAUUCAGAAAUGUACCGACCUGCCACCAGAACGUAACGUGACGAGGACUACCUUUGACAUGGAUCCAUUCGUCGUAACCUCACUCGGAAAGAAGACGUAUCGUACCAAAACCAUUAGUCAUAACCUAAAUCCCGUCUUUGACGAGAAACUUGUCUUCCAAGUUCUACGGCACGAAACCAAUUACUCCGUCAAUUUUACCAUCAUCGACAAGGACAAGUUCUCAGGCAAUGACUACGUUGGCACCGUCAACUUUCCCCUUGAAAAAGCUGUUUCUACAGCCCCACAGGAGGACCCAGAGACGGGGUUAUAUAGAUUGCCUGAGCCAUCAGACUCUCCUGGUCUCUCUCCUUCUGAAUCCGGCAGUUCAAAGAAGUCCCGUUUCCGCCUCCCCAUGUCUCGCUCUGCUUCAACUCACAGUCUAUCUCGUCUGGGUCGGCCGUCUUUGAAGAAGGAAAGCUCGACAGGUUCACUCUCUGUACAAGAGCCUAACAAUUCCCUGACUACCAGCAAUGCUGCAGCCGAUUCCAACGGUAAUCUUGCUGUAGCCGGCGACGUCAACAUAAACCCAUCCGCCGCAGAUGACGAGGAUUUGAAGAUGUACACACUACCAUUGGAGUUAAAAGACAAAGAGCGCUGGGGCAACAAACACAACCCAACCCUCUACAUUCGCGCAAAAUACCUCCCGUACAAGGCUCUUCGACAACAGUUCUGGAGAGCUAUGCUCAAACAGUACGACGCCGAUGAGAGUGGCCUUCUCGAUAAAGUAGAACUGACUACCAUGCUCGAUACCCUUGGUUCCACCCUGCACGAAUCGACUAUUGACAGCUUCUUCGAUCGUUUCGCGGAGGCACAUAAUGGAGACCUUCUCCUCACAUUCGACGAAGCCGUCAUCUGUCUUGAAGAUCAGCUGCAGGCCACAGAGGCAAGAGACGCCCAGAGGUCUGGGUUUGCAUCAGGCACACAGACUCCUUCGCUGGCAUCUGGAAUGCUCACGCCCAUCAAUCAGAACAGCUCGACAACCUCCAUUCCAGUGCUUGAAACAAACACCUUGGGUAGGGAAGGCGAAGAAGGCGACAACCUGCAGAUCGACGAUCUUGCCGACGAGAAGGGAGAAGAACAUGUCAUCGAGAUCCGUGAAUGUCCCAUCUGCCACCAGCCGAAGUUGAAUAAGAGGUCCGAUGCUAACAUCAUUACACACAUUGCUACCUGCGCCAGUCAAGAUUGGAGACAAGUGAACAACAUUGUCAUGGCUGGCUUCGUCACCUCAAGCCAAGCACAGCGAAAAUGGUAUUCCAAGGUCAUCACUAAGAUCUCGUACGGUGGCUACAAACUAGGCGCAAACUCGGCAAACAUCCUUGUUCAAGACCGUCUUACAGGUCAGAUCAACGAAGAGCGCAUGAGCGUUUACGUACGUUUGGGUAUUCGAUUGCUCUACAAGGGCCUCAAAUCAAACAACAUGGAGAAGAAGCGAAUCCGCAAGUUGCUCAAGUCACUCAGUUUCAAACAGGGAAGGAAAUACGAUGACCCUGCAUCAGCAUCUGAGAUACUGCCUUUUAUCAACUUCCAUCAACUUGACAUGUCUGAGGUAUUGUUGCCGACAGACCAGUUCAAGAACUUCAACGAGUUCUUCUACCGAGCACUCAAGCCGGGUGCACGUCCGUGCUCCGCACCUGAUGAUCCCAGAGUCAUCGUCUCGCCGUCUGACUGCCGAACCGUAGUCUUCAACACGAUCGACUCGGCACAAGCCAUCUGGGUCAAGGGUCGUGACUUUACCGUUGAGCGUUUGCUUGGUGAUGCGUACCCUGAAGACGCUAAACGCUAUCAUGGAGGCUCUCUUGGUAUCUUCCGACUCGCGCCACAAGACUACCACCGGUUCCACAUACCUGUCGAUGGUGUCAUGGAUGAACCAAAAACAAUCGAGGGAGAAUACUACACUGUCAACCCAAUGGCUAUCCGCUCAGCUCUGGACGUAUAUGGCGAGAAUGUGCGCGUCGUAGUGCCCAUCGACUCCGUUGCACACGGCCGUGUUAUGGUCAUUUGCAUUGGUGCCAUGAUGGUUGGCAGCACUGUCAUCACGCGUAAGAAGGGCGACCAUGUCAAGCGUGCCGAGGAGCUGGGCUACUUCAAGUUUGGCGGAAGCACAUUGCUCCUUCUCUUCGAGCCCGGUCAGAUGAGAUACGACGAGGAUCUUGUAGACAACUCGAACUCUGCCUUGGAGACUCUUGUCCGUGUCGGCAUGUCUAUCGGUCACAGCCCCAACAGGGCAGCCCAUGUCCCCGACAUGCGCAAAACCAACCCUACCAAUGAAGAGAAGCAGGACGCGAAACGCCGCAUCGAGGGUAGCAUGGCACCUUCAGGCCUCGCCCUGUCUGCGCUCGCCCGUUUGUCGCGCCAAUGCACGCGCUUUGACCGAACUUCAACUCCCCGAAACUCCCGUGACGCAGCAACUGGACUCAUGACUACUAUCUUCGCGCGCCCACCGCUCCAAUCGCUUCCUAUGGCCACAAACCGACCGACGACGCGACGAAGGAGCGCAAAACAAGCCUUUGAUGACGACGAUGCGCCGGCGCCAAAAAGAGCAAAGGCCGAGGUGAAUGGGUCGAGCAAAAAGGCGACUGCUGCGCCAAAGAAGACAGCAAAGGCAGCUGCAUACGACGAGGACGACGAUGGCUUCCAAUUCUCGCGUCGCACGUCGUCGCGGAGGACUACAAAGGCACAGGCUGCGCCAGCACCAGAACCAAUACCCGAGGAAAGACCAACGAAGCCUGCGCAAGCUGUCGAAGCGCAACCCGUCAAAUCAGCUGCGCGGAAGAAGAAACAAUCAACCGCAGCAGCCGAUCCAGAAUCUUCAGACUCGGGAAAGCGACGGCGAUCAGCGCGCAUAUCUGCCGACAGUAGACAGCUAGAGGUACGACCGAAGUCCACAGAGCCUCUUCCAACGAAAACUCGCACGAAGAAAGCCGCACCGGCAGAGAAAGAGAGGAAGAAGCAGGUCACACCCCCACCUGAAGUACAAACGGAGCCGAAGAGCACAUAUGGAGGUGUACAAACACCAAGACACAAUGAGAUACAGGUCGCGAAGAAGCGCGAUCCCAACGCUCAAAAGAUCAUGCUGCCUUUUGCCGACACACCAGUUAUAACGAGAAACAAAGAGAUGCGGAAAGGCGGCAACAAGGACGGGUCAAGAAGGAGUAGCACAGGCUUGCGAGGGAGGAGAGCAAGUUCGCUGAUAGAUAGCGGACAAUCCAAUGCGCUACCCCAUUCCGAAGUCGAAGUACGAGAUUUCUACAAGUACAUCGAGCAAAGUCUGCCCGAACCACGGCGGAUGAAGCAGCUUCUAACAUGGUGUGGAUCGCGAGCACUACCAGCGAAGCCAUCGGGCGACGUCAAGAACGCGAACGCGAUCAUGGCUGCGCGAGCCAUUCAACAAGAGCUUAUAGACGACUUUGCAAGCAAACCUGAGCUUUCGGACUGGUUCAGCAGGGAAGAAACAGCGCCACCACCUGUGGUGAAGAAGCCGAAUCCCCAGAAUGAGAUGAACAAAGCCAAAUUGGAGGAAUUGGAAGACGAAGUCAAGCGUCUCGAAGAUGAGAAAGCCGCAUGGGAAGCCAUUGCAUCAGCGUCGAAAGCUAGCCUCCCUCCGCCUGCACCUUCGAUACCCACUGCGGCACCCACACUAUCGGAUAUUGAUACAUCCCUCCUCGAUCCCGAGCAAGCCGCCAUAAUUUCCUCCCUCCAACUAUCACAACCACAGACCUCACCACAACCGCCGUCAUCAGCAUUCACAUUCACAUCGCCUACGGCACUACAAUCACAUCUCACAUCACUCGCCAACUCACUAGAACCGCACAUCGACCUCUUCGCAGAUGGUGUUCAUAAGAUCGAGCAGUAUCGCGCUACAGCAGAAAAAGUAGCGGAUUGUGUGCUAGGGACAGCGGCAAAGAGGCUAGAGGAGCGAGAUCGGGAGGCAAAGGAAAGAGUCGGAACAGAGGGAGUUGGUGUAGGUGACAUACUGAGAGGCCUUGCAGGUGUACUCAGGGAGCAAUAG